AUGAAACAGUUCAGAGAUAUGCUUGCUGAGAAAGAGGUUUCUGCCUACUCCACUUGGGAGAAAGAGUUGCACAAGAUUGUUUUUGAUCAGCGCUAUUUGUUGCUCACCUCUCGAGAACGCAAGCAAGCUUUUGAGCUGUAUGUGAAGGAGCGAGCUGAGGAAGAACGUCGUGAAAAGCACAGGAGAAUCAAGGAGAAGAAGGAAUCGUUCAGACAACUAUUGGAAGAGAGCAAAUUAAAUGGAAAGAUGUCAUUCAGUGACUUUGCUGCCAAAUACGGAAAAGAUGAACGCUUCAGGGGUAUCGAUAAGAUGCGUGACCGAGAGUCUAUGUUUCUGGACUACAUAAGCGAGCUUCGCAAAAGGGAGAAGGAAGAGAAAUCAGUGCUCAAAGAGAGGCUGAAGUCUGACUUCUUGAAGCUGCUAAGGGAGGUGUCGGGCAUUGACCGCAACUCUCGCUGGAGUGAAGUCAAGAAAAAGAUCAGCUCUGAUCCACGCUAUGAAGCCGUGGACAGUAGUUCUCGCAGGGAAGAUUGGUUCAAAGAUUACAUUAAGAAUUUGGAUGAGCCAAAUUCUGAAGAUGAAGAACGGAGGGAGAGAGAAAGACAAGAGAGGAUUGAAGCCAGCAUAAAGAAACGUGAGGAAGAAGUUAAACAGUCACUGUCUUCAUCUCUGAGAGAAAGAGACAAGGAAAGAGAACAGCACAAAAAAGAUGAGGCGAUCCAGCACUUCAAUGCUUUGCUGGCUGACUUGGUCAGAAACUCAGAGGUUACCUGGCGAGAUACUAGAAAACAGCUGAGAAAAGAUCAUCGGUGGGAGCUAACAGAUUCUCUGGAGAGAGAAGAGAAAGAAAGGUUGUUUGAGUCUCACAUUGAGGGACUUUACAAGAGAAACCGUGGAAUGUUCCAUGCACUGUUGAAUGAAACUGAGAUUUCACUGACGUCAACAUGGAAAGAAGUUAAAAAACUGAUCAGAGAAGAUCCACGUUACAGCAAGUUUUCAUCCAGUGACAGAAAACGAGAAAAGGAGUUCACAGACUACAUGCAUGAGAAAUUUGUGAACGCAAAGGCAGAUUUUCGUGAACUUUUGAGGGAAACAAAAGUGAUAACAUACAAGACCAAGAAAAUUGUUGAAGAGAAUGAAGGCCAUUUAGAUGACAUUGAGAAAAUGCUGGAGAAUGACAAGCGGUAUUUAAUUCUCGAUUGUGUUCCUGAUGAGCGUCGCAAGAUUCUCAUCUCCUAUGUUGAUGAACUGGAUCAGAAAGGGCCACCACCGCCACCAACUGCAUCAGCUCCUUCUCACAGAGGUCUUAAGUGA
Candidula unifasciata is the source of this 1314-nucleotide messenger RNA. NCBI's taxonomy places the organism in Eukaryota, Metazoa, Mollusca, Gastropoda, Stylommatophora, Geomitridae. The record is from the annotation of a GenBank genome assembly.